Molecule: messenger RNA, 762 nt
Organism: Micromonas pusilla CCMP1545
Lineage: Eukaryota; Viridiplantae; Chlorophyta; Mamiellophyceae; Mamiellales; Mamiellaceae
Exons: 1
Coding region: 1-762 (253 amino acids)
Source: RefSeq, a predicted model, not a curated record
AUGCCGCCGAAGAAGGACAAGGCGAAGCUGAAGAAGGGCUCGAGCUCCAGCGGCAGCGCGGAGGGCCCGCUCGUGCAACUGAGACCGUCGGAGAUCCUGUACACGUACAGCAAGGUCCUCCCCUACUUCAGCGGAUGCGGGCGAACGCUGCGGCACACGCUCGAAGAGAUCGCGCGCGGCGCGAUGCGUCCGAGCGACCUCCCCGCCAUCGCGGUGAUAUCCGCGGAGGUGCCGAGCGCGACCGGGACGUCGGACGCGCGCGAUACUCGCGCGUGUGGCGAUAAGGGGCCCUCCCACGACGGGUGGUCCAGCGACGAGGACGGCGGGAAGCGCGGCGGAGGCAAGCGCGGAGGUGGGAAGCGACGCGGCGGCGGCGACAGGCGCGACGAGCGGAAGCCGAGCGACGAGAAGGUGGUCAAGUACUUCAGCACGAAUAACCGACGGCUGUGGGUGCUUCGCGAGUGCGAGGCGAGGGGGCUGCUCGGGCCGGAGGGGACGAUCGGCGUCAGGCUGCAGCGCCCGGACGUGAGCAAGAGGAUGGUGGAGAAGGGCACGCGGAGCUUCCGUCUGGAGCGGUGCACGGACAAGGUGACGCUGGUGAAGGCGAGCGAGCCGAAUAAAACCGAAGACGGCGACGACGGCGACGGUGGCGACGACGACGACGACGCGCCGACGGACGACGCGAAGGACGACGACAACGGCGGAGGCGACGGCGCCGCGGUGGACGACGUGAACGAAGGCGUCGCGGCGAUGCGGGUGUGA